Hevea brasiliensis (rubber tree) is the source of this 2948-nucleotide messenger RNA. Its product is annotated as CSC1-like protein At3g21620. Lineage: Eukaryota; Viridiplantae; Streptophyta; Magnoliopsida; Malpighiales; Euphorbiaceae. The record is from RefSeq and is a predicted model, not a curated record. Bases 389 to 2686 code for a protein of 765 amino acids. The transcript has 12 exons. Gene Ontology annotation, cellular component: plasma membrane. Gene Ontology annotation, molecular function: calcium-activated cation channel activity.
UAAAAAAUAAACGUCUCCACUGCCAUCUUACUUUCCUUUUCUUCUUCUUCUCUCUUACUUCUUUCCGUUCUUUUCUUUCUGUGUCUGUUUGACACUUUUAAUUAAUAUUUUAUUAUAAAACUUCAUCACUUCCUAUGGAGAAGGUAUAAGCUUCCCACCAAGUCUCACUUCAUUGAUUUGGGGUGUCCAAGAAACUUUUUUUGUCCUUGGCAGAUACCGAAAGACGAAGUUUCGGUCAGAGUUUUCCUUCUUGUUGCUUUCUGUUACUGUGCAUUCCAUCUCUCGCGCAAGUAUGUUUCUUUUUGAACUUAAACAUUUCGUUUCCACGUUCUUUUAGCAAAUUCGUAGGAAAUAAAACUCCUUGUUUAUUUCAAGCAGAUAUCUGCACAUGGCUACACUAGGUGAUAUAGGAGUAGCAGCAGCUAUCAAUAUACUCAGUGCAUUUGUUUUCUUCUUGGCAUUUGCGAUACUGCGGAUUCAACCUGUCAAUGACAGGGUCUACUUCCCUAAGUGGUAUAUUAAGGGUUUAAGGAGCAGUCCUUUGGGCACAGGAGCAUUUGUUGGCAAGAUAGUGAAUUUGGAUUUUAGAUCAUAUGUAAGGUUUCUGAACUGGAUGCCUGCGGCAUUGCAAAUGCCAGAACCUGAGCUAAUUGACCAUGCAGGAUUAGACUCUGCUGUCUACUUGAGGAUUUACUUGAUCGGGCUCAAAAUUUUUGUUCCUAUUGCAUUCCUAGCAUUUACCAUCCUAGUGCCAGUUAAUUGGACCAAUAACACCUUAAAGCUUUCUAAUUUGACUUACAGUGAUUUGGAUAAGCUCUCUAUAUCAAAUAUCCCAAUGGGAUCAACCAGAUUUUGGACCCAUUUGGUAAUGGCAUAUGCCUUUACCUUCUGGACAUGCUACGUGUUAAAAAAGGAGUAUGAGAUAGUAGCUUCAAUGAGGUUGCAUUUUCUAGCAUCAGAACAUCGACGCCCUGAUCAGUUUACUGUACUGGUUAGAAAUGUGCCGCCAGAUCCUGAUGAAUCAGUCAGUGAGCUUGUAGAACAUUUUUUUCUGGUCAACCAUCCAGAUCACUAUCUCACUCAUCAGGUAGUUUACAAUGCUAACAAACUCUCUGAGUUAGUCCAUAAGAAGAAGAAGAUGCGAAAUUGGCUUGAUUACUAUCAGCUCAAAUAUUCAAGAAAUCAAUCUAAAAAGCCCUCAUUGAAGACUGGUUUUCUUGCCCUUUGGGGGACGAGGGUGGAUGCAAUUGAUUACUAUACAUCCGAGAUUGAAAGACUAUCAAAAGAAAUUUCCUUGGAGAGAGAUAAGAUAGUGAAUAAUCCGAAGGCUAUCAUGCCAGCAGCAUUUGUUUCCUUUCAAACUCGAUGGGGGGCUGCUGUUUGUGCACAAACUCAACAAUCUAGAAAUCCAACUAUAUGGUUAACUGAGUGGGCUCCGGAGCCCCGAGAUAUAUACUGGGAUAACCUGGCAAUUCCAUUUGUCUCACUUGCAGUGAGAAGGCUUAUUGUCGCAGUUGCAUUUUUCUUCCUUACCUUCUUUUUCAUGAUUCCCAUUGCAUUUGUGCAGUCUCUUGCAAACAUUGAGGGAAUUGAGAAAGCAGUGCCUUUUCUGAAACCCAUAAUCGAAAUGAAAGCCAUAAAGUCAUUCAUUCAAGGUUUCCUUCCGGGAAUUGCUUUGAAGAUAUUUCUUAUAUUUCUACCUUCAAUAUUGAUGUUAAUGUCUAAAUUUGAAGGAUUCAUCAGCCUGUCAGGGCUAGAGAGAAGAUCUGCAACUAGAUACUAUAUUUUCCAAUUUAUUAAUGUAUUUCUUGGGAGCAUAAUCACUGGAACUGCAUUUCAACAGCUAAAUAAUUUUAUCCACCAGUCUGCAAACAACAUACCAAAGACUAUUGGUGCCUCAAUUCCCAUGAAAGCAACGUUCUUCAUAACUUAUAUUAUGGUUGACGGGUGGGCUGGAGUUGCUGGGGAAAUACUAAGAUUGAAACCCUUAAUAAUCUAUCACUUGAAAAACUUUUUCUUGGUGAAGACUGAAAAGGAUAGAGAAGAGGCAAUGGAUCCAGGAACCAUUGGCUUCAACACAGGCGAACCACAAAUACAACUUUAUUUCUUACUUGGCCUUGUUUAUGCAGUGGUUGCUCCCAUCUUACUUCCAUUCAUCAUAGUAUUCUUUGGCUUGGCAUAUGUUGUUUAUCGUCAUCAGAUUAUAAACGUUUACAAUCAAGAGUACGAGAGUGCUGCAGCAUUCUGGCCUGAUGUCCAUGGACGUAUUAUAGUUGCACUGGUCGUCUCACAACUGCUACUGAUGGGAUUGUUAAGCACAAAACAUGCUGCUCAGUCAACUCCAUUGCUCGUUACACUUCCAGUAUUGACAAUAUGGUUCCAUAGGUUCUGCAAAGGACGUUAUGAACCUGCUUUCAUUAGAUAUCCACUACAGGAAGCCAUGAUGAAGGACACAUUAGAACGUGCAAGGGAGCCCAACCUGAACUUGAAAAGCUUCCUUCAGAAUGCAUAUAUCCACCCAGUCUUCAAAGGUGGAGAUGACAGUGACUACGACGAAGCUACAGAAGAGGGGGAGAAAGAACCUGCGUUGGUCCUAACGAAGCGCCAGUCUCGAAGGAACACACCAUUGGCUAGUAAACGUAGCCGUUCAUUUUCAUCCCUACUGCCUGAAGAUCAGGAACUUUAACAAUUUUGAAACUGUUUUUUCUUGGCCUUUUUCCCUGCCUGUAAAUGUCAUUAACUGGUUGGAGUCUUUCAAGUUGUAAAUGAGAUGAGUCUGAGCAAAGAUGGGAAAAACUGGGGUUGAAUGUAGUGGAUAUAUAGCUUUCUGGAUUGGAAUAAUCAUACAUAGCUUUGUAAAAAAGAAGAGCAGCAUGAACUUUCAUAAGCCAAACUUGUAGGAUGGCUAGCAAUUCAAUAAAAGUAAAUAAUUAUUUUAUGUUGAACAA